CACUACUAUGCAAAUUCCACUCAUCAGCAGUCGUACGUAAACAUGUGGAGUGUUGUGUAGCUAUAUAAAGAUGGUGUAAGAUAACUUGCUCUUAUUUUAAAAACAUUACUUGAAAUGUUAUUAGUUAAUAGUACUUAAGAAGGAACAAGUACUUAAUAAUUUUAAAAAUGAUACCUGGCUACGGCGCAGUGACUCAAGCCCUUUUAGGGACCCUCUUCACGUGGGGUCUUACAGCUGUAGGCGCCGGUUGUGUAUUUUUUAUCAGAGGGAAACACAGGAAGUUACUUGAUGUAUCUCUUGGAUUUGCUGCGGGAGUUAUGACUGCAGCAUCGUACUGGUCUCUACUAGAGCCUGCUAUAGAAAUGUGUAAAACCUCUGGAACCUAUGGAGAAGAAGGCCAGUAUGCAUUCGUUCCAGUUGCAGCGGGAUUUUUAUUUGGAGCCGUUUUUGUGUUUGGAACAGAUAAAUUUUUGGAUUAUUUGGGCAUCAAUUCAACGAAUAUGAUGAUAACUAUAACAAAGAGCAAAGAUUCAAAAGAGAAGUUGGAAGAUUUGGAGAUGAUGACGGCACUGAACCAGCGGCCGUCGAACCCGACGAGCGUGGUGACGUUGGAACAGCCGGUGGAGUUCGCAGACUGUAUCAGCAAUCAGCACACCGCGCAGCGCAGGAGACCCCACCACCAUUCUCAUCUCUCAUUGAAAGGGGGCGAGGGUGACGUGGACGAGCGACGCGACAGCGUGGCGCGCGCGCUGGAGGCGCGGCAGUCGCAGUGGAAGCGCAUAAUGCUGCUGGUGGUGGCCAUCACCGUGCACAACAUCCCUGAGGGCCUUGCUGUAGGAGUGUCUUUCGGCGCCGCCGCCUCCUCCGCUGAAGCAUCAUUCUACAGCGCGAGAAAUUUGGCGCUCGGCAUCGGGAUCCAGAAUUUCCCCGAAGGCCUCGCUGUUAGCUUACCUCUCCAAGCCGCAGGGUUUUCAGUAUGGAGAGCUUUUUGGUACGGGCAGCUAUCGGGCAUGGUGGAGCCUGUGUUCGGUGUGCUGGGCGCAGUGGCGGUGUCGGCGGCGCGGCCCGUGCUGCCCUAUGCGCUCGCCUUCGCCGCCGGCGCCAUGAUCUACGUGGUAGCGGACGACAUCAUUCCAGAAGCAAACGCAUCUGGUAAUGGUAAACUGGCGACAUGGGGCUGCAUUAUCGGCUUCGUAGUGAUGAUGUGUCUCGACGUGGGCCUCGGAUAAGACAGCUUUAGACAGACCCAACAUCACAGACCUCGCACCUACGACCAGCAGCGCGCAGCACCGGACAACCGUACAUUUACUUUACCAAAGUAUCAUAUUCCAUAUUAAAUAACCAAAUUGUAAAUAUGUAAAUGUGCUAGUUAAGGAUGUUAAGAUUUCUGGACAUGAAGUUUGUGUCAAAGCUACACGAAUACCUCUAAUCAAGUCGCACAAAGCGAGUUGCAAUGAGAUCGAUUGAAAACUGAUU
Papilio machaon (common yellow swallowtail) is the source of this 1476-nucleotide messenger RNA. It is a transcript of the gene Zip48C, whose product is annotated as zinc transporter ZIP11. The record is from RefSeq and is a predicted model, not a curated record. Bases 168 to 1229 code for a protein of 353 amino acids. Lineage: Eukaryota; Metazoa; Arthropoda; Insecta; Lepidoptera; Papilionidae. Gene Ontology annotation, biological process: zinc ion transmembrane transport. Gene Ontology annotation, molecular function: zinc ion transmembrane transporter activity. The transcript has 7 exons. Gene Ontology annotation, cellular component: membrane.